CUAUCGUUGCGCCGACUCCAGCGGUUAGUCCCUUACUCCCUGAUACCGGCUCCACCGAGCGAUUUGUGUUUAUUCCGAGGGAUCGUAAGUGCCCAAAAUUUAAUGGCAGGACUGGUAUAGACGUAAAUGAAUGGGUGGAGGAGGCACGUGCUUGUAUGAGGGCACGCCAUAUGUCUACCGUCGACCAAGCCUUCUUUUUAAUCGAUCAUUUAGAGGGUGAGGCGCGUGAAGAGCUUCGUUAUCGUUCAGGGGUUGAGCGGCACGACCCAGACCAAAUUAUCGCAGCAUUGCGCGAAUUGUAUGGUUGUACGCGAUCAUAUGUAGCGUUACAAGAACUGUUUUUCUCCAGGCGGCAGCAGGAGGGGGAGACCCUUGUGGAAUUCUCCCUGGCCCUGAUGAGCCUGUGGGAGAAAGUUAAAGAACAGGCUCCACAUGAAAUGUCUAAUGCUGGCGCCUUAUUGCGCGAUCAGUUCGUUGAAAACGUGAGCGACAAUACACUUAGACGCGAGUUAAAACAGUUAGUUCGGCGUAGCCCCAAUAGUACAUUACUUGAAGUGCGUAGUGAGGCAAUUCGUUGGGAGCGAGAGGGGACCCCUGGGGGUGCAAGAGGACGUAGCCAUUCUGUUCCAACGGCACACUGCAUACAAUAUGGGGUGCAUGGACAGUCGCAGCCUGGUGCUGGCACUCUAGAAGGGUCAUCUGAGUUGCGUGAAUUAAAGGAGAUGAUGAAAUUGCAGCAACAACAGUUAAAUCAGCUUACUCAAAGUUUAGCCCAUAUUCAGAGAACCCAACCGGGGGGUGGAGUACAGCGAUUUAGUCACAUUAUCUGUAGGCGGUGUAGACAACCAGGUCAUUUCGCAAGAGAGUGUGAGGGGGAGCGUAGAGCUACCCGGUUUCAGUCUACCAGGCCGGUGGUCCCUCCACGGGGGGGUGGACUGGCUCCGUCAGACCAGCCGUCGGAAAACUAAUCCCCACCGAGCUGGUGAGUCACUGCUCGGUUGGGGAAGGGAGGGGCUCAAAUCACUUGAUUAGCCCAGGCUCACUUGCUCGUCUGGUGUCGGCUUGUCCGCAGCUCGUUGUUCACAUGGGAGGUGUUCCUGUGUCUUGCUUAGUGGACACUGGCUCCAUGGUGACAACUGUCACAGAAAGUUGUUUUUCUGCGUAUUUCAAGCCUUGGGGACCAGAACGUCUCCUUUCCUGCCAGUGGUUGCAAUUGCGAGCAGCGAAUGGUUUGUCAAUUCCGUAUAUAGGAUACCUGGAGUUAGAUAUCGAACUUUGCGGUCGGUUGCUCUCGGGGUGCGGUGUCCUGGUGGUGCGAGAUCCUCCUGGUGGGUUGGCUGGCCAGGUCCCUGGAGUUUUGGGGAUGAAUGUUUUAGGCCGCUGCUACCGGGAGCUCUUUGUCCAGCAUGGCUCCGCUCUCUUUGAGUUACCGGCUGUGUCACAAGCCCCCUCAUUCAUUACGCAGGCCUUGCAACACUGUCAUCAGGGAGGCUUUAAGUCUGCUGGAAUCGUUGAGGGUCAAGUUAGGGUGCGGGGUCGCCGUGUAAGCCGUAUUCCCGGGGGGACAUUAAAGCUAGUAGCUGCUACCUGUUCAACCCAGUAUUCCAGUGGGGCAGUUUUAUUUGAGCCACCAGAGGCCGGGCUCCCAGCAGGCUUGUUGGCAUCUUCUGCCUUGGUGAGAGUGGUCCGGGGAACAGUAUAUAUACCGGUGGUAAAUGUCGGCACGACUGAUAUUGUUCUUUAUCCACGAGUUAUUAUUGGCACUUUAAGAGGCGUGGAUGUGGUAAGUUUGCCUUCGGGGGUUAGUGAGGUCCAGCCGGUAGCCGUAUCAGCAAGCGUACAGGCAGCCCGUGUUACUCCAGUACGGGACCAGAUUAAUUCUCUUGAUCUGUCUGUACUGCCAAUGGCCGAUCAAGCGAAAGUUCGGGCCUUGCUGUUAAGUUAUGAGUCUGUGUUUUCUACACAUGAGGGGGACCUUGGGUGCACGGGUCUUAUCUCUCACGACAUACCCCUUGUAGACCAUACUCCCAUUAGGCAGCGACAUCGACGGAUACCUCCGUCCGAGUGUGAGGUUGUGAAGGCGCACAUAAAUCAGCUUCUUGAGGCACAAAUAAUUAGGGAGAGCAGUAGCCCCUAUGCGUCACCUAUCGUGCUCGUGAGAAAGAAGGAUGGUAGUCUACGCUUGUGUGUAGACUACCGCAGGCUGAACACGAGCACCAGGAAGGAUGCUUUUCCGUUACCGCGUAUCGAGGAGACCUUGGACUCACUGACGGGGGCCCAAUGGUUUUCUACCAUGGAUCUCGCCAGUGGGUAUAACCAGGUACCGGUGACGGAGGGGGACAGAUACAAAACAGCCUUCUGUACCCCUUUUGGCUUGUUUGAGUGGAACAGGAUGCCCUUUGGCCUUUGUAAUGCUCCUAGCACCUUUCAGCGGUUGAUGCAAAGGCUGUUCGGUGAUCAACAGGGACAGUCCCUUCUUUUGUACCUCGAUGACAUAGUGGUGUUUUCGGCCUCGGUGGAUCAACAUCUCUCUCGGAUGGAGGUGGUCCUGAGUCGUCUGCAGAGAGAGGGAUUGAAGGCUAAAUUGGGGAAGUGUUCAUUUUUCCAGAGGGAGGUUAAGUACUUGGGUCAUGUGGUCUCGUCAGAAGGGGUCGCUACAGACCCAAGUAAGAUUGAGGCAGUGACCCAAUGGCGUUGUCCCACUACCGUAGGUGAAGUGCGUUCCUUUCUGGGAUUUGCCAGCUAUUACCGUCGGUUUGUAGAGGGAUUUGCUAAAAUAGCUGCCCCGCUGCAUGGGCUGGUAGCAAAGCUGGCAAAUCCAAAACAUCGGCGUUGUUCAGAGCAGGACUUUGCCGACGCCUGGUCUAUACAGUGUCAACAGAGCUUUGAGGAGUUGAAGCGGCACUUGUCUGUGGCCCUGGUGCUGGCAUAUGCUGAUUUCUCCUUGCCUUUUGUCCUGGAGGUUGAUGCCAGCUAUGGGGGCCUAGGGGCAGUCCUGUCCCAAGAGCAGGGGGGAAGGGUGAGGCCGAUAGCAUAUGCUAGUCGUGGUCUUCGGCCCACUGAGCGCCAUAUGGACAAUUAUAGCUCUAUGAAAUUGGAGUUUUUGGCGCUCAAGUGGGCCAUGACUGAAAAAUUUAGGGAGUACCUGUUGGGCCACAGAUGCAUUGUAUUUACAGACAACAACCCUCUCAGCUAUGUUUUUACAGCCAAGCUGGGUGCCACCGAACAGCGUUGGGCUGCCCAGUUGGCUGCUUUCAAUUUUGAGAUCAAGUAUAGGUCCGGUCGCUGCAAUAGGAAUGCGGAUGCCUUGUCUAGACAGAAUCCACCCAUAAGGGAGGAUAUUCAAAGUCUAGUUCUAGGGCAGGCCAUCCCAGAAAGGAUAGCUCAGAUAGCCAAAGGGGGACCGGUGGCCCAGGUGAGUCAGGUGACGGUGUUCCCAGAUCCACCCUUGGGAGAUAUGCGUUCAGGUCAGAGCGCUGACCCACAUAUUGGGGAACUUUUAAGGUUCUGGCGACGACAGGCACUCCCAACAUCGGAGGAGCGUAAGCAGUUGCCAAAACCGGUGGUCACGAUGCUUAGGCAGUGGGACCGCUUGGUGGAGCAGGAAGGUGUAAUGUACCGUCGGGUAAGUCGUCCGGACGGUGGGGAAGAAAUCCUGCAGGUUUUAUUGCCGGUGGCCAUGAAGGAGGAGGUUUUGACGCAGUUACAUCAGCAGCACGGGCACCAGGGUGUGGAAAGGACUACCCAGCUGGUGCGUCAAAGGUGCUACUGGCCAGAUAUGUCCUCUGAGAUUGCACUUUGGUGCCAGCAAUGCACCAAAAAGAAAUUCAAGAUGGCGGCAUGUGUGUAG
Molecule: messenger RNA, 3850 nt
Organism: Rhinichthys klamathensis goyatoka
Lineage: Eukaryota; Metazoa; Chordata; Actinopteri; Cypriniformes; Leuciscidae
Product: retrovirus-related Pol polyprotein from transposon opus
Exons: 1
Coding region: 1085-3850 (921 amino acids)
Source: RefSeq, a predicted model, not a curated record